GAAGAUAUAUUUAAAAGGACAGCACUAUACCUUUUGCUCCUGAAUGCUUCACUAAACACAACCAAAAUGUUGUUGGUUUAUUCUAGUUUGGUGUUUUACGCUGGUUUAUUUCUGGGUGUCGAAGGUCAUGGUCGACUGAUGGACCCGCCUUCCCGGUCUAGUAUGUGGCGAUUGGGGUUCAAGACUCCAUUCAACUAUGAUGAUAUUGAGCUAUAUUGUGGAGGAAUGGCGCAUCAAUGGACAUUUAAUCAUGGAAAAUGUGGAAUAUGUGGUGACCCUUAUGAAGGCCCACGAAAGAAUGAAGCAGGUGGUAAAUAUGCAACUGGAAUCAUCAGUCGUUAUUAUCACAAAGAACAAAUCAUUACAGUUGAUGUUGACCUGACCACCAACCAUUUAGGCUGGUUUGAGUUCCGCUUAUGUCCAAACAACAAUGUAAAGAAACCUGCUACCCAUGAAUGCCUGAAUAAAUAUCUUCUCCGACAGGCCAAUGGCAAUGGAACUAGACUUUAUAUUGGUCAAAAAGUGGGACAUAUUUUUACAAAACUAAAAUUACCAGCUGGUCUUACUUGCUCUCAGUGUGUUUUACAAUGGAAAUACCAUACAGGGAACACAUGGGGUGCAGGUAAUAAAUGUGUUGGAAUGGGAUGUUCCGAUGCACAAGAAGAAUUCUAUGGCUGUGCUGAUAUAGCCAUCUUGGACAAAGGUGCACCAAUUCCAUCAACAAUACGACCACGAACUGCCAAACCUCAUGUCAGUACUUCAAGAUCAGGCCACAUGAAACAUUCCACAAACCAUCGAAGACCAUCAACACAAAUUCCAAGACGUUCUACAAGUGUCCCUCAAAAAUUCAAGAAUUGUCAUGCUAUUGGUGCCUGGGCUGGUAUCUAUGAUAACUGGUGCAAAGACUUCUGCCCAAAGGGAAGCUGCCCCAAAAAUAUGUGUCGUUGUGCCUGAAUUUCAUAAAUAAAACUUAUUUCUAUAUCCUGA
Molecule: messenger RNA, 987 nt
Organism: Octopus bimaculoides (California two-spot octopus)
Lineage: Eukaryota; Metazoa; Mollusca; Cephalopoda; Octopoda; Octopodidae
Source: RefSeq, a predicted model, not a curated record